AUGCGAAUCGGUAGGGGAUGUGAGCGUUGUCGUCUUCGCCAUAUCAAAUGUACCAUUGCUGGAGGGGCCUCGUCAUGCAAUGAAUGCUCUCGACUCUCGCGGGCGUGUCAUCUUGACCCUCCGUUCCGCUUCAAGACUGUCCGCCAUGUAUAUCAGAAAAGCCAGGGAACAGCAUCCAAAUUCGAGCUGGCGUGGGAUGCCUGCCAGCCCUGGGUGAAGGUCCCUCAAUCAUUGAUGUUCGUUGAAGAAUCCGCUGAGGAUCCCGACUCAGAUGGCACCUCUGAUGCUUUGAGGGACAACCAGCCUCCCUCCAAUGUGUUGCCAGCAGUGUCACAACCGCAAAUCCCGAGUACACCCAGUCCGCGCGAGGAUACAACCCAACCAAGCAACCAACUGAUCGCUCAAUUGGCGGGCUCUAGUCCAGGCGAGCGGCGAACAAUAUCCUCUAUCAGCAUCUCGCCCAAGCCUGCGAGUGGCCCGUCUCCUUUGCCCUCUGUCAGCACAUGGGGAGAUCUUUCACCAUCUUUAAGCUCCCUUAGCCCACGUCAAAACUCUACCGCGCCAAUGUCGACGCGCGAAGCCUUCCUUCUCCGUUCCUUCAUCCAAACUCUUUCUCCUAGGUUCGAUGUUUGUGAUCAGCACUCCCAUUUCUCGACCGAAGUUCCACGGAGAGCACUUCAGGUUCCGAUGGUCCUGAAAGCAGUCUUAUGUUUAUCUGCACGGCAUUCUGCGGUUAUAUCUGGGUCCAGUGAGUGGGAAGCCUCAGAGUACCACAGUCAGUGCAUCGAGUUACUCCUAAAUGCACUUGGUAAAGCUGAGGAAUCCUACGACGAUAAUCUAUUAAUCACCGUGGUAAUCUUACGCAUGUAUGAAGAACUGGAGCUGGCAGCAGAUGAAAAGUGUCAUUGGCUUGGCUCUACCCGGCUUUUGAACACAAUGUCAAAAUCAGCUUCAUCUGGUGGGCUGGCGGAGGCUGUCAGCUGGCAGUUCCUGCGGCAGGCUAUCUACGCCUGUCUGGUUGAAUACCAGCCCAUGCAACUUAACCUAGAGAAUUAUGAACAUUCGUCCGUCUUUCGACGGAGGGACGAUGCAGCCUAUUCAAACAGGAUCAUCUUCUUAUGUGCAAGAAUAAUCCAACUCCGCUCGGCGCCAACAUUUAGCUUUGACGAGAACGACUGGAACUAUUUGUCCGAAUGUGUUGAGCAGUGGCAUCGGGAAAAGCCGAUCAGCUGGCAGCCUUUGAAAUACCAGGAGGCCAAUUCUACGGAAAGUAGGCCGUUUCCAGAGCUGUGGUUGGUGUCUCCGCCAGCAGUCGUCGGUUUACAAUACUACCAUACCUCUCGCAUUCUCCUAGCAACUUCUAACGCGCACCAUUCAAUCGUCAGCGAUUAUGAACGCGCCAAACUGCGGCGCAUAGAAGAGCAAACAAUCGCAUACCACCUCAUAAACGUGAUUGGGCUGUCAAGAUCCAACGAAACGGUCAUAAACGCAUACUUCAUGGGCUGCCAUCUCCUGUAUCGAUAUGGAUUCUGCCUUCGCCAUCCAGCCGAACACCAGGGAUCAUUUGAAUUCCUAGACUUUGUGGAGAAGAAAGUAGGAUGGCCAACGGCCUGGAUCGUUCGCCAGUUGGAGGCCGAGUGGAGCGAGCUUCACACCCUUGAUACCUGGAGCCCGCGUUAUUGA
Aspergillus puulaauensis is the source of this 1683-nucleotide messenger RNA. RefSeq lists its product as uncharacterized. The record is from RefSeq and is a predicted model, not a curated record. The coding region runs from base 1 to 1683 and encodes 560 amino acids. Gene Ontology annotation, biological process: positive regulation of transcription by RNA polymerase II. Gene Ontology annotation, molecular function: zinc ion binding; DNA-binding transcription factor activity, RNA polymerase II-specific; transcription cis-regulatory region binding. The transcript is spliced from 6 exons. Gene Ontology annotation, cellular component: nucleus. Lineage: Eukaryota; Fungi; Ascomycota; Eurotiomycetes; Eurotiales; Aspergillaceae.